CGCUCCCUCUCCGGCUGGCCCCAGCCCGCCACGGGGACCGGAAGCAGCUUCCAAUCGAGCGCUUCCCCCGCGUCUUCCGGAUAACGCGGGGUCGCUUUUCCCGGUCGGGAGGUCUCCACCCUACAUUCUGUCCUGGCCCAGUAUAUCAUCCAGGUCUGCUGCUGCUCCUCUGCCCUGGGACGUCUGGCCUCCUGACCACGCAGCACCGUGGUCCAAAUGUCUGCAGAGCUGAGAAAGUCAUCACUUCUUCCACACACUUCAGAGGGGUCUGACAGCGCUCUGAGAGUGAAGAUGGAAGAGGAAGAGCAGACCUGUGAUCUGGACUCCCACCUCCCCUGGAGCGGCUGCUGCAGCCCAGAGACCUCCCGCCAGUGGUUCAGGCAGUUUGGCUACCAGGAGUCCCCUGGUCCCCGGGAGGCCCUGAGCCAGCUCCGGGAGCUUUGCCAUCAGUGGCUGAGGCCGGAGGUGAACACCAAGGAGCAGAUCCUGGAGUUGCUGGUGCUGGAGCAGUUCCUGGCCAUCCUGCCUGACGAGCUACAGGCCUGGCUUCGAGAGCGCCGGCCUGAAAAUGGAGAGGAGGCCGUCACUCUGCUGGAGGAGCUGGAGAAGGAGCUUGACGAGCCAGCUGAGCAGGUCCUUUUUGGACAAAACGAGGACAAGCUUGCAGAGAAACUGGCAUCUUGGGAAAUCACUCAGGAGUCACCAUGUAGCCGGAUCAAGCCUGUAAAGCAGCAGCUGCCAUUGGCUUCAAGGGAGUUCUACUCAAGACAAAAAGCUAAAGACACGAAAGCUACAAAUGUGAAUUCAGCUUCAACACAAAAGACUUCUCCAGGUAUAGAACUGCAUUCCACUAUUUCCAACACCCUUCAUCUGGACGCUCCCCAGAGUUGCACGUAUAGAAGAGCCUGUGAACAAGAUGGCAACUUUGAAAGAAGACGGAGAAACCCUUUUGGAAAAAAACAACACAAGUGUGAUGAAUGUGGCAAAGUCUUCAGUCAGAGCUCAGCCCUCAUACUCCACCAGAGAAUCCACAGCGGGGAAAAGCCUUAUGUGUGUGAUGUGUGUGCAAAGGCUUUCAGCCGGAGUGCCGUCCUGAUUCAGCAUCGAAGAACACACACUGGGGAAAAACCCUACAAGUGUCAUGAAUGUGGGAAGGCCUUUAGUCAGAGCUCAAAUCUUCUCAGACAUAGGAAAAGACACACGAAAGAAAAAGUCCCAUCGGCGUUGCGGAACACAGAACUCCCGGCUAUCCGAGGAGAGAGGCGCGACGCCAAGCGCAGCCUCAAAGCGGUCAUUGUCGUCGUGCCGCCCCUCCCCCGCCCGGAGCGCAUCUCCAUGGCAACGCGGGGCUUCGCCUCGCCCCGCCUCCUGGGACCCGCAGACCGGAAGCAGUCCGCGCCGGGGGCUUCUGGGAAACGGCUUGUGAGAGGCGUUUCUGCGUCUGCUUUGGACAGCGAAGCUGCUGCGGAUCCUGAGUUGGAGUUCCGCUGGACGCGGACGGAAAUGCCGUCGCCCCGACGCUGUUGGGGCAAUGUGGUCUUUAGGCAUCUGAAAUCCGCCGGCGGGAAUAAGGAGAAGAAGAGCUGGUGGACGCCGGGGCGGGAGCGGGAUUUGCAGUGGAACUCCGCGGAAGUGAGGCGGGAUCACCUGGAACGCGGCUCCCCUCCCAAACACUGUAGCGACCGCGGGCCUUCCCUCCUUGGCGCCUCCUUGACGGGCCAGGAGCAGGCUGCCUCCGUGGAAGAAGAUUCAAUACUUAUAAUCCCAACUCCAGAUGAAGAGGAAAAAAUUCUGAGAGUGAAGUUGGAGGAGGAUCCUGAUGGUGAAGAGGGAUCAAGCAUCCCCUGGAGCCAUCUUCCUGAUCCAGAGGUUUUCCGACAGCGAUUCAGGCAGUUUGGAUACCAGGAUUCCCCUGGGCCCCGUGAAGCUGUGAGCCAGCUUCGAGAACUUUGCCGUCUAUGGCUCAGGCCAGAGACACACACGAAAGAACAAAUUUUGGAGCUGGUAGUGCUGGAGCAGUUUGUUGCCAUCCUACCCAAGGAACUGCAGACCUGGGUUCGAGAGCAUCAUCCAGAGAAUGGAGAGGAGGCCGUGACAGUGCUGGAGGAUUUAGAGAGUGAGCUCGAUGACCCAGGACAGCCGGUGGUACCAUUCAGCCUCACACAAGAGGAGCUGCAGGCCAGAGGUCAAGUACAAGUCAGUAGCUCCCUGGACCUGCAGUUCUGUGGCCCUGCAACUGCAGGGGUGGAUGGUGCAGGCAGUAGUCUUAGAGGGUUAUGGGUCAACACCAGACACGUCUGUGAGAGGCCGGUGGUCAGCCCUGGCAGCAGUAACCACCAGAAGUCUUUGUUCCUGGAACACUCCCUGGAUCUGGUUAAUGAAGGCUCUCGAAGUGAAGCGGCCAGCCAUAGUGGGGGGUCCAAGGACGGCAGCAAACUUCCGCACAACUCGUUGCGCUCGCAUAUUCAGGCUGCUUUUCCCCCGCACGCUCUGCGGAUCUGCGAGGAUGCACCCCCCUUCCUGAUUCCACAUGUCCCCAAAGUUUCCGGUGUUCAUUCGGUUGAACCCAAGGCCGCGGAGGCGCUGCCCGGGUACCCAAAGCACAUUAGGCCGAGGACCCACCGCCCCAGGAGCAGCGCCUGGGGGCGACCCGCGCGGCCGGGACUCUCUACAGACUGCAGAAACCCCACAGGGUUUCCUGGCGGUGCCGCAAGGCAGCCCAGGAGGCGAGAUCACCCGAGGUCCCCUGGCUCCCAUGACCUUACAUCACCCAUACCUCGACGUGUCCUUCAGGUCCCUGUCAAGCCCCACGCGCUGCGAAACCGCCAUCGCCGCGUCCACUCUAGGAAACUGGGAGGAUUGUUCAGCUCUAUGCUGAUCCAGUCCCGCUGUAGCGAGCGACCUGGUCAGCCAGCGACAGGUCCCUUGCUGCCGUACCUGCCGGUUCUUGACGUGAAUGUCGAAACAUCUUUCGGGAAAGCUCUCUGGGGCAGGACAAGGGAAUCCAUUCCCUUCCUGACUCAACUGGGCAGCAUUUUCAGACGGUCUCUGCCCAGAAUGUCAGGAGAAGCUGCAGGCCUGGCCUCCCAUGCUCCAAAAGAACAAGAAGGACUUAUAAUUGUGAAGGUUGAAGAAGAGAAUUAUGUUUGGGGGCAGGACCUUGGCCUUCAGGGAAACACCUGUAGCCUGGAGACCUUCCGCCAGCGUUUCAGGCAGUUUGGCUACUCUGAUUCUGCUGGGCCCCGGGAGGCCCUGAGCCAGCUCCGGGAGCUUUGCCAUCAGUGGCUGAGGCCGGAGGUGAACACCAAGGAGCAGAUCCUGGAGCUGCUGGUGCUGGAGCAGUUCCUGGCCAUCCUGCCUGAUGAGCUGCAGGCAUGGCUGCGAGAGCACCGGCCUGAAAAUGGAGAGGAGGCCGUCACUCUGCUGGAGGAGCUGGAGAAGGAGCUUGAUGAGCCAAGACAACAGGACACGGUUCAUGGCCAAGGAAUGAUCUGGAAGGAAAUGACUUCCAAAGGAGCAGUGAAGUCUCUGAGUAUACAGCUCCAGCCUUUGGAGAACCAGUGCAAGAGUGAGACUCAGGAGUGCCAGACUUCCCAUGAGAGAGAUGGCAAGCUGGCAAGUGACAAGGUAUUAACAACAAAACAAGAAAUUAUUGAAUGUGUAGCGUCAGCGGCCAUGAUAUCCCCAGGAAGACUUCCUGGGGAAACUCCUUCACAACAGGUAGUUGGAGAAGCUUUGGGAGGUCUGGACAACUUUGAGAAGCCAAAAGGAACUGCUGCAAGGAGCAAAAUGAGUCCACUUCCUUCCCAGGAAAGACAUCUUAGUCUGGCAACCUUCAACAAGAAAAUCUCCACUGAAGAGUGUGUCCUUGAAUGUAACCAGAGUGAAAGGGCUCUCGGUGUGAACUCAGAUGUCUUCACACGACAGAGAGUUCAUGCUGGAGGAAAGCUCUACAAGUGCUUGGACUGUGGGAAAGCCUUUUGCCAGAGCUCGAAGCUGAUUAGACAUCAGAGAAUUCACACUGGAGAGAGGCCUUAUGGAUGUAAAGAGUGUGGCAAAGCUUUCAGUUUGAGCUCGGACCUUGUUAGACAUCAGAGGAUUCAUAGUGGUGAAAAGCCCUAUGAAUGUUGUGAAUGUGGUAAAGCUUUCAGGGGUAGCUCGGAGCUCAUUAGACAUCGGAGAAUUCACACCGGAGAAAAACCGUAUGAAUGUGGUGAAUGUGGGAAAGCCUUCAGCCGGAGCUCAGCCCUCAUUCAGCACAAGAAAAUUCACACUGGAGACAAAGGCUAUGAGUGUACUGAAUGUGGUAAGGCUUUUGGUAGAAGCUCUGUCCUUAUUGAACAUCAAAGAAUUCACACUGGAGAAAAACCUUAUGAAUGUAACGAAUGUGGAAAAUCCUUCAAUCAGAGCUCAGCCCUCACGCAGCACCAGCGAAUCCACACUGGGGAGAAGCCUUAUGAAUGUAGCGAGUGUCAGAAAACAUUUAGGCACAGGUCAGGCCUUAUGCAACACCAGAGAACUCACACAAGAGUUUAACUCUUGAGUAAGGAUUGUACAAUUGUGUAAUACCAGGGAUUUGGUGAGGUUCCCACCAAAGUGAGAAGUCUCCUGAGAGCAGAGUUUCUGUCCUUCCAGUCUAAGUUAGUACAUGCUGUACAAGGAGAUCCACACAAAGAUGGUUGUUGAUGUGCUGAAUGGGCACCUUCACAGUAAAGUCAGGUCUGGGGCAAAGAUCCUGAAAGAGCUCCUUCUAAGAUGGGCUGAGAGGUGGUGCCUCCAAUGGCAAGGAUCUCUGUGCAGCAAGAAGAGCGUGCAUUUGGCAGCUGGAGGCAUGGGCAGAGGGUCAUUUGGUUCUCUAAAGUAUUCAAUUGUGAGGCUGUGAAAUGUUCAAUCAUGCCCUGGAUCAGUUUAUAGUUCAUUCUGUGCCCUUGCCAGCUCUCUUCUCGACCCCGAGCUUCCUGAGGUCAGUUUGUUUAUUGUGUACCUGCUGUGUGCCAGCCAUCGGGGCAGACAUAGCAUUGCCCUCCCAGAGUUGAGAAGUAAUAAAAUACAGAUAUA
Molecule: messenger RNA, 5058 nt
Organism: Mustela erminea (ermine)
Lineage: Eukaryota; Metazoa; Chordata; Mammalia; Carnivora; Mustelidae
Exons: 15
Coding region: 217-4536 (1439 amino acids)
Biological process (GO): regulation of transcription by RNA polymerase II
Molecular function (GO): DNA-binding transcription factor activity, RNA polymerase II-specific; RNA polymerase II cis-regulatory region sequence-specific DNA binding
Source: RefSeq, a predicted model, not a curated record